Olea europaea var. sylvestris is the source of this 1170-nucleotide messenger RNA. RefSeq names its product calcineurin B-like protein 3. The transcript is spliced from 10 exons. Gene Ontology annotation, molecular function: calcium ion binding; kinase binding. The record is from RefSeq and is a predicted model, not a curated record. Bases 273 to 950 code for a protein of 225 amino acids. NCBI's taxonomy places the organism in Eukaryota, Viridiplantae, Streptophyta, Magnoliopsida, Lamiales, Oleaceae. Gene Ontology annotation, biological process: calcium-mediated signaling.
ACUCUCUUUCAAAGUUCAUUAAUUAAAAAUAGCAAAUAUCAACUCUUCUCGCUUUAAUUAUCAGAUUUUGAUUACGAAUAGGUUAGAGUUUAGACCCUUUUCUUUCACAAGAUUUUAUGCUGAACAACCAUAUUGAAAAUCCAGAGAUUGGUUCUCAGGUAUAGGAUUUUUGGAAUUCCAGCUUGCAUCAAUUCCUGGUAGUUUACUGUCUUGAUUACAAGAAGCAGAGAAUGGUCAAAAGAUAUGUAGAGUGUUGAUGUAUACAAAAUACCAUGUUGCAGUGCUUAGCGGGUAUCGAGCAUUUGUGUGCUUCCCUUAUUCAUUGUUGUGAACCUGGUAACCAAUCGAGCAGUUUCGAGGAUCCUGAAAUUCUUGCGAGAGAGACUGUUUUUAGCGUAAGUGAAAUUGAAGCACUUUAUGAGCUAUUUAAGAAGAUAAGUAGUGCUGUGAUCGAUGAUGGUCUGAUCAAUAAGGAAGAGUUUCAACUAGCAUUAUUCAAGACAAAUAAAAAAGAGAGUUUGUUUGCUGAUCGGCAGGUGUUUGAUUUGUUCGAUACAAAACACAAUGGAAUACUUGGUUUCGAGGAAUUUGCUCGUGCACUUUCUGUAUUCCAUCCAAAUGCUCCUAUUGAUGAUAAGAUUGAGUUUUCUUUUCAAUUGUAUGAUCUCAAGCAACAAGGUUUCAUAGAGAGGCAAGAGGUGAAGCAAAUGGUAGUUGCCACUCUUGCUGAAUCUGGUAUGAACCUGUCUGAUGACGUCAUCGAGAGCAUAAUUGACAAGACUUUUGAAGAAGCUGAUACAAAGCAUGAUGGGAAGAUCGAUAAAGAAGAAUGGAGAAGUUUAGUCUUGCGACAUCCAUCGUUAUUGAAAAAUAUGACCCUUCAAUAUCUCAAGGAUAUCACCACUACAUUCCCGAGCUUUGUUUUUCACUCAACAGUUGCGGAUACCUAGUUCCCGGCUGUGUUUAAGUUUGUUGUUGUUUUGUAUAAGGUUAGCUUGGUUUUUUAAUUAUUUUCUCAUCCAAAAAUGCUGUCAUUUUGUGUGUUGUUAGUCGGAUAGAUUUACAUUGCAGAACUUUUGCUGUUUUUUGGAAUGUUAUUAAUACUUCGUGUUAUGUUAUCCGUUAUUUAAGUACAUUGUUUUCCAAUGGAAGUUGUCUAUGUUGAUAUGA